This is a messenger RNA of Triticum turgidum subsp. durum (durum wheat), 837 nucleotides long. The record is from the annotation of a GenBank genome assembly. Lineage: Eukaryota; Viridiplantae; Streptophyta; Magnoliopsida; Poales; Poaceae.
AUGGCGUCAUGGUCAUCGUCGUCCACGCAGCGGAGCAGCGGCGCGACCAUGCCGUGCUCCGUGGUAAAGCUCGACGACGACCUGCUGCACCACGAGGAGGAGACCGCCGAGGAGAUCCGGCGCGGCCCGUGGACCGUGGAGGAGGACCUCACACUCGUCAACUACAUCGCCGACCACGGCGAUGACCGCUGGAACUCCCUCGCCCGCGCCGCCGGGCUUAAGCGGACGGGGAAGAGCUGCCGGCUGCGGUGGCUGAACUACCUCCGGCCGGACGUGAAGCGCGGCAACUUCACCGCCGACGAGCAGCUUCUCAUCCUCGACCUCCACUCCCGCUGGGGUAACAGGUGGUCCAAGAUAGCUCAACACCUUCCUGGGAGGACCGACAAUGAGAUCAAAAACUACUGGAGGACAAGGGUGCAAAAGCACGCCAAGCAGCUCAACUGUGAUGCUAACAGCACCAAGUUCAAGGAUGCCAUGAAGUAUCUAUGGAUGCCUCGCCUUGCUGACCACCACCUUCAGCAAGCAUCUACAGUAGGUGAUCAUCUUGUGCCUGGGCCACCAACGGCCUACAUGGAGAGCUCCGGCAUGGUGACAUCGUCGUCCGACUCGUUUGCAUCGGAGUCAUAUGAUGGUGCACGCUGUGCAAAUGCGAGCGUGGGAGAGAUGAUACAUAGUGGGGAUUGGGUUCAAGAGCAGAAUCAAGGGUUUUGGCCUGAGACAAACCAGAAUUUCCAGCUUCAAGACUCGGAGUUGUCUGGAUGGGUACAAGGGUUCUCCGAGUCCGACAGCCUCGCUGAGAAUUUUUGGAGUUUGGAGGACAUUUGGAAGAUGCAAUGA